Messenger RNA from Hydractinia symbiolongicarpus, 732 nucleotides. RefSeq lists its product as uncharacterized. The transcript has a single exon. NCBI's taxonomy places the organism in Eukaryota, Metazoa, Cnidaria, Hydrozoa, Anthoathecata, Hydractiniidae. The record is from RefSeq and is a predicted model, not a curated record. The coding region runs from base 1 to 732 and encodes 243 amino acids.
AUGAAUAAAGAAUCUUUGGUAAACUUGUUAUUCAAUAAUAAAGAAAUUGAGCAGUUGGACGAUCUCAAGUCCAUACGAGACAGCAUAGAAGAGCUGAAAAAUAAUGUCAUCAAUCGCCUUCUCUAUGAAAACAAACGACUCAAAAAACAUAUCGAGGAAAUUGAAACCCAAAACUACGAACAGAUGGAUGAAUUGGAGGACAACAUGCGAAGUUUGAUGGCUCAACAAGACAGAUAUUCACGCCGUAAUAAUACUGAAAUCUUUGGUAUUCCGUCUGAAAUCGACAAUGAAUGCCUAGAAGAAACCUCAAUAAAUAUUCUAAACAGGUUAGAUCUUUCUAUUAACGUAAACGAUGUUGAAGCUUGUCAUCGACUUCCAUUGACAAAAAACGAGCGCAAACAUAACAAACCAAAGCGAACAAUAAUUCGAUUUGUAAACCGGAAGUUCUGCGAGACUGCUCUGGAACGUAAAAAAAAGUUAAAGGAUACUGAUCUUACGUCAAUUUCUCCUAAACUGAAUAGUUCUGAUAUUUUUAUUUCUGAUAACCUGUGCCAAUAUGACUUCAUGUUAUUUGGAAUGUGUCGUCAACUGUAUACAAAAGCUAAAAUACAUGCAUGCUGGUCCUGGAAAGGAUCUAUUUCAAUGAAAAUUAAUGAAAAUGAUCGCCCGACGAAAAUAAACAAUGUAUAUGAAUUAGUAGGAAUGUUUCCUGAUUUUGAUUUCUAUAACUGA